AUGGAUUCGCAUAGUAAUAAACAAUAUUUUUCAUUACCAGAAAUUGAUUUCUGCUUUGAUCAAUUUUCCAUUCUGACUUCUCAACACUUUCAAAAGCAAUAUUCCGAAUUUAUGCAGAGCCAAAAUUCAACGAUUCUGAACACUCAAGAAUUUGGUCAUUCUACAAUUCAACAAAAGAAGGAAAUAUUCAAAUCUUCAGUGAAUGGAUACCCUAAAAGAAGAGUUCUCUUUACCAAGUUCCAAAUAAAGGAAUUGGAAAGACGCUUCAGGGACCAGCAUUAUCUCAGUGCUGAAGAGAGAGAAACUCUUGCCGAUCGAAUUGGUCUAACACCUAAUCAGGUACUUCAAUAA
Messenger RNA from Rodentolepis nana, 351 nucleotides. The record is from the annotation of a GenBank genome assembly. Lineage: Eukaryota; Metazoa; Platyhelminthes; Cestoda; Cyclophyllidea; Hymenolepididae.